This is a messenger RNA of Drosophila bipectinata, 1506 nucleotides long. RefSeq lists its product as uncharacterized. Gene Ontology annotation, molecular function: phosphoric diester hydrolase activity. NCBI's taxonomy places the organism in Eukaryota, Metazoa, Arthropoda, Insecta, Diptera, Drosophilidae. Gene Ontology annotation, biological process: lipid metabolic process. The record is from RefSeq and is a predicted model, not a curated record.
UCCAGUUUAUUUGACCAUUUCUUUGAGUGGCAAAUCCUUGCACGAGUCCUUCCUGGAAAUCAAUUGGGGACCCGAUUGCUUUGGUCCUCCUGACUGGGUUGGAAUCUACGGCCAAGAUCCCGCCAUUUCCAAUUUCCAGCCAGAACUGCGCAUCGAUGGCAUUGCCAAUCGCACUGGGAAAAUGAUAACACCCAUCAAGCUGGGAAAGCUUAAUUUUCCGGGAGGUUGGAAUCGUCAGGAAAGUAACCAGGAUCAACCUGCCACUCGAUAUCCAAAGGGGAAGUGCCUGCCCCAUUAUGUGGCCAGUUACAAUGGCACCGAGCUCCUCACAGUGGACUGCCUCAAAAUACAACCCAAUUGGAUGGGUCAGAUCAAGGACAUAGGACUGAUGCCCUUGAAGAACAUAUUCUUUCCGGGGACACAUGCCUCGGGAGCCGUGGUGGGAGUCGGGUCCAAAACCAAGUCGGCUCUUGUAAAGGAUUAUCUUUUAGCCCAACAACUAGAUGUUUGGUCGCAACUGGUUUUUGGGAUUCGUUAUUUGGAUAUCAGUGUGGGCUACAAGUACAUGGACAGCAAUAAUGAUGCGGACAACUUUUGGGUAGCGAAUGAAAACAUGUUCAUCACUCCUCUGGUGGGUGUCCUGCGGGAUGUAAGGGACUUUGUGAAGCGAUCUGGUGAGCUGGUGGUGCUCGAUUUCAGCAGUUUCCCUAUAGGAUUCUAUAAGCACCCAGAAGUCUAUAGUUCCCUGUAUCACCUUCUGCGCCAGGAGCUGGGCGAGGUGGCCUAUAAUCCCAAUGCCACCAUGGAGGUGCAAUGUGCCCAUCGGUAUGUGGAGGAACUACUCCAGGCGGGAAUACGUGUGGUGAUACUAUUUCCCAAAGAGGAACUCCCACAUCCUGAAAAUGAAUCUAAUGUCCUUUGUGUUCCUUGGCAACGAUUCAGCACUAGCUACAUGAACAUCUCCCAGACCCUGGACUAUAUGCGUCUCUUGUUUAGCAAAAAGAAGGACUCUCCGGUUCAGGAAAAUGGUUGGAUAUUCACGGCAGUUCGUGGUCUGGAGCAGACCCUCAACUCCCACAAAAUGCUAACGGCCAAGGAGCGGGCAGAGGUCCUUAAUCCCAAGGUGAAUCGUUGGCUCAAAGGACCCUGGGGCAAAAACGCCAAUGUGGUGUCUAUGGAUUACUUCAGCAAUACCAAUAUCGUGGAUUUGGCCAUACAAGUUACGACUCACAAGGCCUUUGUUAUGGCUAAUGUGGAUUUUAUUAAUUUAGAAAUUUUUAGUUGAAUUUUUUAUACUUUCUAACCAAGUAUUUUGUUUCAGUGUAUUAAAAAGAGUUGGCAGCUCCUAGUUUAGCUUAAACACAAACCAUCUUAUAAGAAAAUAUUUAGUCUUGAUUCAAACCCCUGUUAAACAAGUUUUAGCAAAGAAACAAACCCCAAAUAGACCGUUGAGAAAAAUAAACUACAGUUUUUAGAGAUUUUUUAAUAAAUUAAUUAGAAUUAGAA